Anopheles merus is the source of this 1979-nucleotide messenger RNA. It is a transcript of the gene Scsalpha1, whose product is annotated as succinate--CoA ligase [ADP/GDP-forming] subunit alpha, mitochondrial. Gene Ontology annotation, molecular function: succinate-CoA ligase (GDP-forming) activity; succinate-CoA ligase (ADP-forming) activity. The transcript has 4 exons. The record is from RefSeq and is a predicted model, not a curated record. The coding region runs from base 134 to 1120 and encodes 328 amino acids. Gene Ontology annotation, biological process: tricarboxylic acid cycle. Gene Ontology annotation, cellular component: mitochondrion; succinate-CoA ligase complex (ADP-forming). NCBI's taxonomy places the organism in Eukaryota, Metazoa, Arthropoda, Insecta, Diptera, Culicidae.
AGCUUUGCUCGCGAGCUGUCAAAUCCAGUCGACAAAUUGCUCAUCGAACUAGACCGAGGGUUCCGAUUAAAACGCGACUUUGCACCUUACGGCCUCGGAUUCUACCUAAAUUCCGCAUUUUCUGCUUCCAACGAUGGCUGCCGCAAGUGCAAGGCUUUUCUCCCGGGUAAAAGAUGGUUUCUCGACCAGCGUCCGGUUCGCGAGCUACGAAGCCACGCGCAAGAACCUGAAGCUGAACUCGAACUCGAAAGUUAUCUGCCAGGGAUUCACCGGCAAGCAGGGAACCUUCCACUCGCAGCAGGCCAUCGAGUAUGGCACCAAGCUGGUCGGUGGAGUGUCCCCCGGCAAGGGUGGCCGCACGCACCUGGACCGACCAGUGUUCAACACGGUGGCCGAAGCGAAGAAGGCUACUGGCGCGGAAGCGUCCGUCAUUUACGUGCCGCCGCCCGGUGCCGCAAAGGCCAUCAUGGAAGCGAUCGAGGCUGAGAUGCCACUGAUCGUGUGCAUUACCGAGGGAGUGCCCCAGCACGACAUGGUGAAGGUGAAGCACGCCCUGCUGGCGCAGGACAAGUCCCGUCUCGUCGGUCCCAACUGCCCCGGAAUCAUUGCGCCCGAGCAAUGCAAAAUCGGUAUUAUGCCGGGACAUAUUCACAAGCGCGGCAAGAUCGGAGUCGUGUCCCGGUCCGGCACGCUGACCUACGAAGCCGUCCACCAGACGACCGAGGUCGGCCUCGGCCAGACGCUGUGCGUCGGCAUUGGUGGCGAUCCGUUCAACGGAACCGACUUCAUCGACUGCCUGGAGGUCUUCCUGAAGGAUCCCGACACCAAGGGCAUCAUCCUGAUCGGUGAGAUUGGUGGUGUGGCCGAGGAAAAGGCCGCCGAUUAUCUUAUGCAGUACAACCAGGGCAUCAAAGCGAAACCAGUAGUAUCGUUCAUUGCUGGCCUUUCGGCCCCGCCCGGUCGCCGUAUGGGUCAUGCUGGUGCCAUCAUUUCCGGCGGAAAGGGCGGUGCUCAGGAUAAGAUCAACGCGCUCGAGAAGGCCGGUGUGAUCGUCACGAGAAGCCCGGCCCAGAUGGGCAAGGAGCUGAUCAAAGAGAUGAAGAGAUUGGAGCUGGUUUAGAGAGAAAACAAUUUAAACAAAAACACACACACAUACCACGCAUGUCAUCAGCUCGUCUCGGCACGGUUAAGCGAAACAUAACUCAUAACCACUAAAGUACUGCGCGGCAAACACUAACAGGAGCGCAAAGGAUAAAUAGAUAGUUAUUUAACGAAGCCAAUAAUCCUGUUCGUUCAGUUCAGUUAUUACUCGUCUCCCAAAAUCCAAAAUUCUUUCCCCUGAUGAUAUUGAUAUCUGCAUCAUCAUCAUCUUCCGGGGGCUGUUCGAUAGGUACGUUCAAAGCACGGAAAAGUUACCACCAACGGAGAGAAGAAACACGAUUACACUGCCGUGCGCUUGUUGUCCGGUCCGGAGAAAAAUCGAAAGCAACUCAUAAGUUAUUUAAAUCCAAACUGCAUGAACCACACGGAGGAUGCCUUUUAUUUGGUCGCUAUUCGAGUACUGUUCCGUUACUGAUCACCAGUUUCUCCACUUUCAGCAAAUAUCGAAGAGUUCGAUGGGUAGAAGUAAUGCCACCGACAGUAAAUAACCACCCCCCAUAAUGCACCAAUGUACUUUACCUGCACCGCCUACUGUGUAUCAGCACACACACACACACCUAAAUCAACUUGCACUGCGGAUCGCGAUCGCGAAUGAUCGACGACACUAUGAAUGUUAGCAGCUUUUAUGUGAUUUGCACGAAAUUGGAAAAGUAACAGCUACUGAACAAAAAUGCACAACAAAGCCCGUUGUAACGGAAUUCGGAACUCGUGUCCCAAAAAGACUAAGCGUUAAAAUUAUCACAAACAGGAACGGAGCGAAAGACCCGCGAUCAUGUUGUUAUGGUGCAAUCGAACGUAAAAUAAAUGUUAAAAUACGA